Messenger RNA from Drosophila hydei, 8871 nucleotides. RefSeq names its product putative mediator of RNA polymerase II transcription subunit 26 (gene Ncoa6). Gene Ontology annotation, cellular component: nucleus. The coding region runs from base 370 to 7512 and encodes 2380 amino acids. The record is from RefSeq and is a predicted model, not a curated record. Gene Ontology annotation, molecular function: RNA binding. Gene Ontology annotation, biological process: box C/D snoRNP assembly. The transcript has 6 exons. NCBI's taxonomy places the organism in Eukaryota, Metazoa, Arthropoda, Insecta, Diptera, Drosophilidae.
ACACUGCAUAACGUGAGCGAAAAAAAAAAAACAAUACAAAGUGUGUACAAGGCGGUAAAAAAAGUGUUUGAACCUGUGUUUUCGUGUCAUAAUUUAUAAUAUUAACAACAACGAUAAGAAGCUUGCAAUAGUCGAAAAUGUGCGCGAAGCAAAAAUGCAAUUGCUUAAAUACAAAGGACGAUUUAAUGCGCGUCUUAUAAUUUGGAAAAAAAAUACGAAUUUAUCAAAUGCCCACGAUGAUGAUUUUGAUACGCAUCCGUGUUUAUAGAAAUAGUUAUAGCAAGAAUUGUGUGUGCAUGUGCUAAAUGCAAAAUUUGUGCAACACUUUGCCAAUUAAAUCUACGACGGGUACGAUUGCCGUGUGAUGAUAUGCCACUUAAACAGCAUCUUGAACCGUCUGUGCGGAUAUCGGUGUCGCUCCCCUGGGAUGCAGCACUACGACUGCGUCAACUGGCCGUCGAGGGCAAUCCCACCUUGCGUGCGCUCGGGAUUCUUUCCGUGCAGCCUGAAGGCGAUUCUGUGAUACCUUUAAAAGUUGGGGGACAAGAUAUUAAAAAAACAAAAGAUAAUUUAAACGAUGGCGCAGGCGGUGCACUUGAGGCGGCUGGCACGUCUUCCAACAAAGCCGCUCACGUCGUUGGCGUUGCCAACUUGGCGACAACGCAUUUGGUGGCACCAAGUUUUGAUGGUCCCAGUACAAGCAAAGCGGCAUAUGUGCAACAACAGCAGCAACAUCAACGACUCACGCAACUGCCGCAGAACGAUGCAAUCUCAAGCCAGCAACAAUUGCAGCAGCAACGGCGAAAUGUACUACCGCAGCAGAAAUUAAUGCAGCAGUCGCUGCCGCCGCCGCAGACACCGCCCUCGCCGUACAGUAAUGCAUCUACGACGCCGCCUGUUUUUAAAUCACCCAACACGGUUUGUCCAAUGGAAGGCAAGGUGCCACUGCUGCCUUCUCCUGCAGGUACACUUAAUGUGCCAAGAGAUUUUCCAUUCGAAAGUAUGCGACAGGCACGCGUCCUGCAGGGCAGGGAUACAGCUGCAACUACAGGUGGCAUGAACGCUCUUGGUCCACCGCCUCCACCUCCAAUAGCUACUCUUAAUCUGUUGAAUAAUCAAACAGCCCAGAAUGGCGAGGUUAUUGCGACGACAAUUGUGGCGGGAACCCCCAAUAAAUCUCAGUUCAUAAAUCCGCCUCCGCCAUACCCCGGUCUUGGUCCUAGUACAUGCACGAGCUCAAGUUUGACUGCCCCUAAUAGUAGCAAUUCAGCAGUUUCUGCAACAAGUACGAAGCCCGCGCAGACUUAUAAUAUGCCAAUGUCGUCGUCAACAUCUGCAACACCGGCGCCUACAACAACAUCGACAGGCAGUAAUAACAUUGCAAUAUCAUCACCACUCUUGGUCAAUCUGCUGCAAAAUGACGGCAAUGCGAUGUCAAGUCAAAUGAAAUCGCCCCAGCUAACGGCGCCAACAACACCACAGUCACCCAUUGUGAGCAUGAGUCCGAGUGCUCAAAUGAUGAACUCUAGCUCACCAAUGCGUUGCUCUUCGGCCACGCCCAGUGAUUUUGUCAUGGGAACAACAGGUGCGCCGCACGACAAUGGCAAUGUGCCUAGUCCGGUAGUGCCCUCCUCUCCAACAGGUGGCGGGCCCGUAAUAAUGCGAAACAUGCCGAGUCACCAACAACAGCAACAGCAACAGCAACAGAUGCUGCUCAGUCCCAGUGGUAACGCGAAUCUAUAUAACCAAGUGCCCGCGCCACAUCGAUUUCAGCAUGCGGUUGCAAUGCGUCAUCAGCAGCAACAGGUGCAUCAACAGCAGCGCCAUCAUCAAAUGCAAGGCAUACAUCCGCGUUUUAUACCACCCCAGCAACAGCAGCAGCAGUUUCUUGGGCAGCAACAGGCUACUGAUUGCUUCUCUAACCUAAACCUGCAACAGUCGCAGCAACAAUUGAGGCAGCAGCAAAUCCGAGCCGGUCUACCACCACCACAUCCGCAGCAACAUCAGCGACUUAUGAGCAUGCCAUUGUCUUCGCCUCAGGCGCAGCAGUUUAUGUCACAUGGUGGUGCUUCGCCCAUUGCCCAUUCACCUGCCUCCAGUCAUCAUUCGAUGCACAGUCCGCUGAUGGGUAAUCAUCAGGCUCCACCUCCAUCACUACUUUCACCUUCAACGACGCCCAAAAGCCCACAUUCGCAGCAGCUGACACAGCUUCAGCAAAAGCAAAAAGAGAUGACGCCCAUCUCAAAUAUGCAACAUGCUAACCUUGUACCUGUAGCUGGCGCGGGCAAUGCUCAGCUGCCACCACCUCCUGACUACAAUCAGGCGGCGGCAAAUUCGCGCUGGCCCGCGCUUAACAAACCGAUGGAUUCGGUUACUAAAAGCAGUUUCCAGGAGUUCACUCGCUAUCAGAUGCAAUACAAUCUGCAGCAACAGCAAAUUAAUUUAGGCAACGGUCCAGCACAGACUACGGCGGCACCUAAUGCAGGAGAUAUGGUUCCACAGGGAACUGUAACACUGACGGGAACCGGACAACGGCAGCAGCAACAGCAGUUACCGAUGCCACCGCAACUACAACAAUUAGUGCCACAGCAAGCGCAGAAUGUGACAAAUGUUUCAAACGUUGGUCACGGCCUAAAUGAUCCAUUAAUAUCGUUGUCGGAUCUGGAUGCCUUAACAACCAACGACUUGGACGCUUUACUGCCAACUCUAAACUGUGAUCUAGACUCAACGCUGAGCCUUGAGGAUAAGAACGAACUCGAAUCGUUGCUUCAGGAUGCCAAGGACCUAGACUUGGACUUGAUCGAGGAUAAUUUGUCUGCGGUCGGUAUGGAUGUUGGAGAUGCGCUAAGCACGCUUCAGGAUGCGUCGGGAUGCAUAGAACAACCACAGCCCCAGCAACAACAGCAGCAGCAGCAGCAACAAACUCAAAUGCUGGACAUGCAGUCGUUCAACCAGCAGCAAUUACUGCAGCAACAGCAACAUCAACAUCAGCAGAGACAUCAACAACAAUUUAAUCAGUUGCAACAACAACAACAACAGCGACAACAGUUGCAUCGGCAAAUUCAGCAUCAACAAGUGGCACAUCGCACCCAACAACAGCAUCAACUCCAAAUGCAACAGCAGCAGCAAGCAGAAAAUACAAGUGCACAAGCUGCUGCCCAAAAGAAACUGGCGCAAAUGCACCAACAGCAGCAACAACGUCCAGGAAAUAUGCAGCAAAAACAAUUCAUCAUAAACCCUCACACCGGUGACAUGGAGCCUAUGGCUAGUGACGAUAGUGAUACGGAGGCCGAGCAGGAAACAACGCAACUUCAAUUUUGCAGCAUGUCAAGUAGCCUGAGUGGUUAUGCGGGCUUUAAUCCUGCCAAUGAUAUGAUGCUACCGAACAACCUAUUUUCUGAGGAAGACUCAAAUUCUGCAAUGUCCGGUCAACAGCUUCCGUUAGCGGGCAGCAGCGAUCAGGAGAGAUCUCGUGAUUCGCUGGCCUCUAACAAAUCCACAUCGAAUCGAUCGAGAAAAAUGCCGCAGCUUAAGCUGAACCAUAACAACCAGAACCAGCAACAUCAGCAGCAGCAUCAACCUGUUAACCAGAAGCAGCAAAUAAUGACUAACUGCCAACCAGUGCAAAUACAACAGGUGCAAAUGCAGUCCACCACGCCAACCGGUGACUCUCCUCGAUCGGGCAACAGCUCUCCGUUGAUUGCCACCGUCGGAACUACGACAGGCAAUAGUAAGAAAGCUAAGCCAAAUCUUCUUCGGGAAAAGUUGCAACAGGGGGUGAAGGAACGGAAAGCCAAAGACGCAACAACUGGUACUCCAAAGCCGAAACGAGAACGUGCUAAGGGGAAUGCUAGGGCCAAGGCAGCAGCAGCAGCUGCAGCAGUGACGGUGUCUACUGCAGCUAUUGAAGAUGAGAAAAUUAAGUUGCGACUCAAACUAGAAAAAGGGGAUUUACCACAAGCGUCUUUCGAUCAGCAGCAUGCUCAACUUAAUGCCAUAAUGGAGAGUAAUCAUUUGCAGCAGCAUCAACAACUUCCGAUGCAAACGCAACUUUUGGCUCUACCUGCGCCGCAGCUACAUCAGCAGCAACAUCAUCAGCAACAACCGCAGCUACAACAGCAGCAUCAACAGCAGCAGCAACAGCAGCAUCAACAGCAGCAUCAACAGCAGCAGCAACAGCAGCAUCAACAGCAACAUCAGCAACAGCAGCAACAACAGCAGCAACAACAACAGCAACAACAACAGCAACAACAACAGCAACAACAACAAUCCCAGCAGCAAAAUCAUACAGUGUACAGUAAUUUCCAAAAUCAGCAACAAAUUGGUCCACAACAAACAGUUGCUGUAGGACUGAGUGAACCCCGCGUACCGCCGCUACAAAUUCGUCUGCGAGGCAAAAACUCUGUGGUUGUAAAAAAUACACGCAAGGACCGCAAGAAAGCACCGGCUUCAGAGGAAGCACAAAAGGCUCGGCAAAUAAAGCGUACUUUCAGCGACCAGGAGACAAAUCAGCAGCAAACAGUGGAGGGAGCAACAGAAAGCAAACAGUCUAAAUUAACGCCUGUGCCACAUGUUAAUGGAUUACCAAACUCUGGUAUUUUAUUGCAAAAGACACAGCAGCCACCUCCGCCGCUACCGCCACAAUCAGUUCAUCCAGCGCAACAAUUGGCAACAGGUGCUAAGACCACAACGAUUGUGGCCGGAAAGAACGGGCUUACUAUCAGUGCCAUUGUUGAGGCACAUAAGUCCCAAACCGGGGAUGGACAGCUGGCGACCGUGGGAUCUACGAACACAGGUACGGCGACGACGCUCCAGCAACAACAACAGCAGCAACUGAGCAAAAUUGCAACGUCGCUGCCAAGUAGCAUAACUUUAAGUGCUAUAACAAGUACCACAACCACCAACAAUAAUAAUAAUAAUAAUAGCAACAAUAAUAACAACAUUAAUACUAGCAACAGUAGCAGCAACAACAGUCGCAUGCUAAGCAACAUAACUCUCAAGAAUCCCAUUAAGACUGCAGCUACCAUAACGCCCAUUGUGGGUGGAAAGCCAAUGACAAAAAACCAUAAGCCGCCGCCGCCAUACAUGACUGCUGUGCAACAGGUGAAUUUACAGAAGCAGCAACAGCAGCAGCAGCAGUUACAGAAGCAACAACAGCAGCAGCAGCAGUUACAAAAGCAGCAACAGCAGCAUCAGCAACAACAACUGGCGGCGGCCGUAACCAUGCUGCCAAGUGCGACCACGCUUAAGCGUGUCGAAAUCACUAAACUGGCGCCAAACAGCGCCGAUACAGCAACAAUAACAGUCACCACACCCUCGCCAUCGACGCCAACAGCGACAGCAACAUUGUCAAUGCUUGGUGAAAGAAAACUGCCGGUGGCAAUUUCGAUGAACUCCAACACGAUGCUCAACAAUGUCAGUGAAAAUGCAAUUGGUAACACAAAUGUACCUAUAAUGACGUCGGGACAUCCAAAAGUGAACCAUGUAGCUCUACAGACAGUAGUCAAUUCGACAAGCGUCACGUCGUCACCGACACCAACACCGGCUUCUGUUCUAGCGAGCACUCUGCGAAACUCACCGGCUAGCAACGGCAGCGGCACUCCCGGUCAUGGCAACAAUGGCGGCGGCGAAGACAGUGGCAUUGAGUCAAUGGAUGCACUCUCUGAAAAGAGUCCACACCAGCAAUCAUCCAGCAGUCCCAUACAAAUGCAGCAGCAAAUGAUAACAAAACAAGCAACAAGUACAGCAUGCACAUCGACAACAAUAACGCAGUCUGCAUCAGUUGCAUCAGCGGUAACAACACCAAGCAGCGGCAGCACUAAACUUCAACAGCUGCAGAACGCCGAUGAUGAAAUUGAAAAGGCGCUUGCCAAAAUGGAGGGCGAAUUCCCGGAAGAAUUUGUGGCCACUGUACGAAAGGAAAAUGCAACUUCAAACAUUGGGGGUGAUUUUCAUUUGACAACAACCACCACGAAACUAAAUGGGGAGCAUGCUAUAUUUGAACACGAUGAUCUCAUAAAGAAGCUUACGGACAAUUUAGAAUCGGAGGAUAUGAAAAAGCCGUUGCCUACACCAGCUGCAGAGGUGGUAGUAGCAACCGUAGUGGAACCCAAUGCGGAUAUUAAAAUAAAAAUAGAAAACAUCAAGUUGGAGGAGCUGCCUACGGCAGUGGCCCCUAAAAAAGAGACUGCAGAACUGGAUAAUCGGCAAACGAAUAUCCCAUCUGUUAAGCAGGAACCCGAGCCCGAACAAAAUCUCGUAUCCAUACCGGUUAAAGAAAAUGAGGUAGUCGAUGAAAAAGAAAAGCCUCAGACUGAGUCACUACAACCUAUAUCGAUUGAGAUACCCCCUCAACUGGAUGCUGAAACGCCACGAAUUAGAACGCGCGCUACUAGUCGUCUAGAAAGUCCAUUAGAUGCUCAAAAAAGCAGCCCAGAAGUACAACAGACAGCUGUAGUUAUUACAACUACAGCGACAACGGCAGCAACAACAACAGUACCUAAUAGAAACGUAACGCGUGUGACGUCCAUCCCGAGUCCUCGAUUGGGAACGACAGCUCCAGUUCAUAAUAACAACAAUAAUAAUAACACCAGUAUCAAGCGUCGCCGGCAGGAGUCGGAGUGUGGCAGCAGCAAUGAUGGAGCUAUUGAUACCAACCUUCUCAUUGAGAGUAGCAAUAGCAACAAGCGCACGCGUGUCAGCAGUGGCAGCAGCAGUAGCAACAUAAAUAAUAAUGCCACGGAGACUACAGAAUCAACUGGGCUUAAUUACAUGAUAUCCAAGAAGGUCGAGGUCGAGUCUUCUGACUCGGACGAGCCUCUUAUUGAAGUAGCGGGCAAGGUGCGCAAUUCAAAGGCUCAGGUAGAAGAAAAGCACGUGACUCGACGAAACGCCCAGCAACAAGUACAACAACAGCAGCAGCAACAAAUUAUUCCCGGCCAUUUUACAGAAGCUCCUAACUUGAAUGCCACACCCACUCCGGCACAGAAGACAGGCAAAUCACAGCCUACUGCAACGAACAACAACAACAAUAGUAGUGCGACCUUACAAGCGGUUAGCAAUGCAGUAAUUGCUGGAACAUCAAAUAACAACAAUAACAGCACAAAUGUAGUACAUGCAACACGUGGCGCAACAGCAGCGGCUGCCACCAGUGGCACUAGCAGCAACAACAUUUCUAAUAACAACAACAUUGUGAACGCCAAUUCUCCAACAGACGAAAAGAUUGGUACGAGAAGGAGUGUAAGAGCGAGCGCUGCUGCUAACAAGAUUAUAUAUAGUCGAAGCAAUGCAGCCGCUGCUGCAGCUGCUGCUGCUGCAGCUGCAGAGCAUAAAGGGACUCCAAAUAAAACUGGACCCGGGGCCACCGGAGUAGUGAGUGGUGUCAACAAUUCAAAUACAAACGCCAGUAUAGAGAGUGUGGCUGAAGCACGGCGAAAGACGCGCAGUGCAGUAAUUGGUGAAUCCACGCUGACCGAGGGACGUAGAAGAAGGACUUCGCGUGAUUACAAGUGACCAGAGUUUUGCGCCUUGGCUAAGGGAAUUAACCAUACGAGCGAUGCUGACGACGACGAAUUGAUUAAGCUGAUCGAACUGGAUGCUGCGGAUCGGUUUGAUAUCAGCACCAGUUUCCCAUUGGCCCAGGCGCACAACGUCGAAGACGACGUCGAGGAGAAUAGCAGCGUUAAUAUCGAUAUUGAAGAUAUAAAAGAGGAUAUCGUUAAUAUCUCUUCAGCGCUGACACUCAUCGGAACAGCAGACAAAAGCGCCCUUGAUUACCUGGAGGAGACAGAUGAGGCUGAUAAUUUGCAUCUAAUGACUUACCGAAACAGCAGCGAAGCGGACGCUGAAGUGAAUGUGGAUGCGGUUAGCCUUCUCAUGCCAGAUCUGAGCAAUGCCACAGCUUUAGACUGCGGCAAUUUUGUUGACUACGAUGAAUUCAACAUGUGUCUGAACAACAUUCUUAGCGAUAAGGAUGAUCAGGAGCUCAGAGACUGUGAUGCAAACGGAAGUGCUAAUGUGAAUAGUGGCAGACACUACCAGCAGCAGCAACAACAGCAGCAGUGGCGGGAUGUUAACGAGGUUCUUAACAUAGUACCGCUGCGUUUUCAAGAGUUUGCAACUGAGGCAAGCAUAACUGGCGAUGAUCGGUCCGCGAGCAGUAGCUCCUCACAAAUGGCAUAACAGCGUCGCUUUGAUAAACAAUUGUUCAAAAUACUUAUUUCUGCAGUUAUGUAAAUAGCUUAGACUCACAUACAAACAGACAAAAGCCAAUUCUUUCGUUUGUAAAAAGUUUUUGUAAAGGUUUUUUCCUUGAAUUUUUUUGUAUAGUUAGUUGUAUUCAAAGGUUGCAAUAAUGUUGCAUCUCAAAACGAGCAACAUCACACUCACUCACAUAUAUAUAUCCGUGUUUCACUUAAUUUCUGAUUCGGAACUUCUCUGCUUAUUUAGCGCUACUUUCCAUAAAUCCAACUCCAAAUAUCCCUUGGUUAAUAGAUUUGCUAGUCAAGUGAAACAGACAAUUUGUGUAAAGAUCAAAAACAUUUAUUGAACAAAUUAGUUGAAAAUUAAAAACACGCAAAAUUUAUAAAAAAAAAAAAAAACAAAAAGAAACAGAAAAACAUACAAAACAAACACAAAAAUAGUAGAUAACCCCGACACCUUGCUCUAUGACGCAUGCGUAUUUUCAUUUCUCAUCUAAGCCCUUGUAUAUACUUUAGACAUAAUUCUAAUAGAUGCAACACAGUUAAACACAUUUUUAGAAAAGGUAAAAAAAUAAUCUAAUGUUUAUCUUUAUGAUCCAAGCUUAACAUAGAAAAACAAACAAAACAGACCAUACUUCUUAUUUUUAUUUUAUUAUAUAUCUAGGUAUAU